Solanum tuberosum (potato) is the source of this 738-nucleotide messenger RNA. RefSeq lists its product as uncharacterized. The transcript is spliced from 2 exons. The coding region runs from base 1 to 738 and encodes 245 amino acids. NCBI's taxonomy places the organism in Eukaryota, Viridiplantae, Streptophyta, Magnoliopsida, Solanales, Solanaceae. The record is from RefSeq and is a predicted model, not a curated record.
AUGGGAAGUUAUGUUUCCUAUCAACACAUUUCUCCAUCACAUCAAGCAUAUAUAGCCAACAUUUCCACUAAUGUGGAACCAUCCACAUAUGAAGAAGCUAUAACAGACUCUAGAUGGGUUCAUGCUAUGAAUCAAGAGCUACAUGUUUUGAAGGAUAAUGGGACUUGGAAUUUGAUUCCUUUGCCUCAUAGUCAGUCAGUUAUUGGGUGCAAAUGGGUUUGUAAAAUCAAGUACAAGUCUGAUGGUACUGUGGAGAGGUAUAACGCAAGGCUUGUAGCUAAGGGCUACAAUCAGACUGUUGAGAUUGAUUAUCAAGAAACCUUUUCACUAGUUGUGAAAAUGGUGACAAUUAGAAUGGUUAUUGCAUUAGAUGUUGCUGAGAGCUGGCCCUUAUUUCAAAUGAAUGUCUAUAAUGCCUUCUUGCAGGGAGACUUAUUGGAGGAUGUCUUUAUAGAGAUUCCUAAAGGUUUGAAAGUUCAGGGGGAGACACCUAUGAGAAAGUAUGCUCUAGAACUAUUAGUUGAAGCUGGCUUGACAAGAGGAAAAGUAGCUUUAACUCCUUUGGAGUGCAACAUGAAGUUGACUGUAGCUGAGCAAGUUGAUGGUAAAGCAACUAAACUGGUUGAUCUAGUUGAAGAUGUACAACAAUAUCAGAGGAUGAUUGGGAAAUUACUUUACUUGACAAUCUCUAGGACUGAUAUUGCCUACACAGUGCAUACAUUGAGCCAAUUUAUGUAG